Molecule: messenger RNA, 1428 nt
Organism: Nicotiana tabacum (common tobacco)
Lineage: Eukaryota; Viridiplantae; Streptophyta; Magnoliopsida; Solanales; Solanaceae
Source: RefSeq, a predicted model, not a curated record
GGUUACCUGCUCUGCUUUUUAUUCGAGGUUUGUUCUGGACUCUCUUCUCUCGAUACCCAUGGGCUCCAUGGAGCAUUAGUUUGUGGUCCUUGUAAAUUCUAGCAUAGACCUGGUAUUUUCUUAACAGUAUUUGCCACAUUGUUUGGAGGAUGAUGAUUAGGGUGCCAUAUCUAAAAGUUGCACAUGUUGCAAAGUGAUUCCAGCACAAAAAGUUGUGGAGAUGUAGUUGGAGUAGUUCUUCGUAUUUAGGGGUGGGUUUACUCUUGUUGCCUGAAUCUUUUCCCUACUUGCGCUGUUGUUGUUAAUCUUAGGCUGCUAAAGAAGAGAUCGGUAACCAACCCAAGAAGAAGGGUGGUAAUGCCAAAGAAGGCAUUGCUAGAUGCACAUUUGAGGAUAAGAUCCUCAUGAGUGACAUUGUUUUCUUGCGUGCUUGGACUCAAGUUGAAGUUCCUAGCUUCUACAAUCCGUUGACAACAGCAUUACAGCCUCGCGACAAAACUUGGCAAGGAAUGAAAACAGUUGCUGAAUUAAGGAGAGAACAUAAUCUGCCAGUGCCUUUCAACAAGGAUUCAUUAUAUAAGCCAAUUGAACGAAAGCUGAAAAAGUUCAACCCCUUGGUAAUUCCCAAAGCAUUACAGAAAGAUCUCCCCUUUGCCUCUAAGCCCAAGGAUACUCCAGCUCGGAAGCGACCACCAUUGGAAGGUCGGAGGGCUGUGGUGAUGGAACCUCAUGAGCGUAAAGUUCUUGCUAAUAUUCAACAUCUUAGACUCAUUCAGCAUGAGAAGAUGAAAAAGCGCAAGCUCAAAGAAGGAGAGAAAAAGAAAGCACUUGAAGCAGAAAGGAUCAAGGAAGAGCAACUCUCAAAGAAGCGACAGAGAGAAGAGAGACGAGAAAGGUACCGUGCGCAGGAUAAACUGAAGAAGAAAGCCCGCAGGGAAUAGGGUCUUAGUUCUCCAUAGACUGCCUGGAACAGUUUAUCUACCCAGAUAAUUGGGUCAAUCUUGCUGGAAGAACUGAAAGCUUGGUUGAUUGCCAAACUUGGAUCGGUAUCAUUUAACUUUGCAUCAUCAGUGGCGGCAUGUUGUCAUCAGCUAGAUAUGAGAUGCGACUUCAACGUGUUUGGCCAACCAGUGGAUCUUUUGCUAUCCUUGGACCUCAGCCUCGUUGUGUACCAUGAAAUAUUGGCCAGAUUUUUGUAGCUUAGGGAAAGUGCAUAUAUAUUAUCAUAAAUCUGUACAAGAUGCAAUAGUGGCAUGAAUAUGCAAUGUAAUGCUUCCUAAAUCUGUUGCUCCUAUUUUCCUCUUUAGUGUUUACGAAGUAGCACCUUAGUGCUUUAUUUAUUGGCUUCUCCUUAUUUAGAUGGAGAACUGUUUGUUAUUCUUUGUAAUAAUAUUACAAAAGGAAUUCUAAAUGUACACGUUAGUGCAA